Messenger RNA from Xyrauchen texanus (razorback sucker), 8188 nucleotides. RefSeq names its product kidney mitochondrial carrier protein 1-like. The transcript is spliced from 8 exons. NCBI's taxonomy places the organism in Eukaryota, Metazoa, Chordata, Actinopteri, Cypriniformes, Catostomidae. Gene Ontology annotation, cellular component: mitochondrial membrane. Gene Ontology annotation, biological process: mitochondrial transport. Bases 30 to 989 code for a protein of 319 amino acids. The record is from RefSeq and is a predicted model, not a curated record.
GGCUGGCUGUAUUACGGACGGGUAGCGCUAUGUUGUACAAUGUGAGGUUAAAACAGCUCGUUUACUCCUAUUUUGGGUUUUUGCUGUUUUUAGUAGGACUCCAUCAAGCCGAGGGGGCCGCAACAGAAAUGGCAAACCUGAACUGGAAGCCGUUUAUCUACGGGGGAAUGGCCUCAAUUGUCGCAGAAUUCGGUACCUUCCCCAUUGAUCUGACUAAAACACGGCUGCAGGUUCAAGGGCAGACGCACUGUAUGGAAGUCCGCUAUCGGGGUAUGUUCCAUGCUUUGUUCAGGAUCGGACAGGAAGAAGGCAUCCGGGCAUUAUACUCCGGGAUUUCCCCUGCACUGCUUCGUCAGGCUUCAUAUGGGACAAUCAAGAUCGGUACAUACAACACACUAAAGAAACUGUUUGUUAGCCAUCCUGAAGAUGAGACCAUGGUGAUUAAUGUGUUCUGUGGUGUAGUCUCUGGAGUUUUGUCAUCCUCUUUGGCUAAUCCUACUGAUGUUCUAAAGAUCAGAAUGCAAGCUCAAGGCAGUCUGUUACAAGGCAGUAUGAUGUCUAACUUCAUCAACAUUUACCAGACAGAGGGCACACGAGGCCUGUGGAGGGGUGUCAUUCCCACAGCACAAAGAGCAGCCAUCGUGGUGGGUGUGGAGCUACCGGUCUAUGACAUCACCAAAAAGCACCUGAUCCUUUCAGGCCUGAUGGGAGACACUAUUUUCACACAUUUCAUUUCCAGUUUCACUUGUGGUCUGGCAGGGGCUCUGGCCUCCAACCCAGUGGACGUUGUGCGGACACGUAUGAUGAACCAGCGUGUGUUUGCUGGUAACCCUCUGUACAAAGGUACCCUGGACGGACUCAUGCAGACCUGGAGAAAUGAGGGCUUCUUUGCUCUUUAUAAAGGCUUCUGGCCCAACUGGCUGCGUUUGGGGCCCUGGAACAUCAUUUUCUUCAUCACAUUUGAGCAGCUGAAGAAGCUUCCAUUGUAGUCGAGUGAAUCUGUGACUCUUCGCUGGACUGUCUGCGCGUAUAUGCAAGGCUUCUGUUAAGCUUUCACCGCCCCAUCUCCAUCACUCACCUGUAUGUUUAUUUAAGAGCUUGUUUUAUUUUAGUUCUCAUUUGUAUUUGUACAUAUUUGACAUUUUAAGACACUCCUUUUUGCACCUUUUUAUUCCUUGAACUCCUGGCAGCUAUCUCAUCUGUCAGCGCUAAUGCUCAGAAGCCCAGUGUAGUUACAGUAAUGUAUGCUUGCCCAGCUUGUAGCCACACAGGUGUACAUUUGAUGGAAAGGGCUAUUUGUUAAACUGGAAUACACCAGGCAUUGUUUCUUAGCUCUGGCUUGGGAGUUUGGCAUCUUUUUGUGCAUAGGAUAUACUGAAUGUUACUGAAGACUGGUCCACAGGAUGGGAAUGUAGAAGGAGCAGUAGUUUAGUGUUUAACUGAACAAUGUUUGUGAAAGGAAGCAGAAGCUGCUUCAUAUAAGAACCCAUAGAAAUAUUUGAGGUCAACACACUUUAAAUUAGCCUUUAAAUUACAAGGGUAUAAAUUAGUUAUGGCUUCAGUAGCAGGAAUGCCUUUUUAGAUUAUGCAUACAGUGCAGACGUGAUUGGCUCUCUGUGUUUCAAACCAUGAAUAUUGAAUCUUUGAACACAAUGUACACAAAAAGUGUUCCCGUAUUUAAAGUUUCGAAGACCUCUAUGAUAUUGCACAAGAUAUGUACUGUUUAUUUUUUCUUUUUCUUUCGGUGAUAUCUUUUUUGCCAUUUGCAUGUGUGUUUUGUAUGUAGAGUGUGCUUGUGUGAGUGGUUGUGUUCUGUGAAACACAUGUAAAAUGUCAAAUUUUUUGGCAGGCGCCAAAGUGUGUAAAUAUUGCUACUGAACGAUAGAAUAAAAUAUUAGAAUACACAGUUUUUUUGGUUUAAAUCAGACUUUGUGCAAAAAGGGUGGGAUGCAUUUUGGGUGCUUGCCUUAUUGCCAAAGUGUACAUGUAUUGAACCAGAACUACAUUGUUGUUGCGGAGUUUUCAAAAGUAAUACAUUAUUAUAAUUGGGUAAGUACUGUUAUAUAUUCAUUACUGUUUGACAUCAAUAUUUCAAGCCUUAUCACUUGCUUUAAUAUGUAUGCCUUCGCCCGAUCUGUUUAUGCCUCCUGAUGCGCCCUUGUUCAUUACUUGUAACAUGUUCAUUAAUAAAUCAAACUGGACACUUCUAAGCAAGCAUUAAGUCUUGCGUUUUGCAUAAAGAAAUGGUUCACCCAAAAAUUUCAAUUCUGUCAUUUACUUAAUAAUUACCCUUUCGUUGUCCAUAUGAUUUUCUUCCAUGGCACGCAAAAGAUUUUUGUUAGUUUUUAGCAAAUGCUAAAAUUAUGCUUUCAAAUUCUGAAUGUGUGCCUAGCAUUGAUGAUAACCUAGGUACUGUUCACGUUCUUGCGCUAAAAAAGCAACGGAGAUGUCUCGAAGCAUGUUUUUAAAGGUUUAAGCUCUUUUUAACUUGACACGGCAUCUAAAAAAUGCAGCAUUCCUCCGAAAGGCACUGAAAAAUCAGCAAGAUGCAAAGCAACAGUGAAAAACUUCAGUCUAGCGCAUGUUUACACAAACCACUGAAAAAUGGUGACACAAAAAUGUUCAGUGUGAUUUACCCCCUUAGGUGGAGGUCUUUGUCUGUUGUGUCUUGCAGCAUAAGCAAUGCAUUUUAAAAACACUGUUUCAUUUACAUUUAUGCAUUUGACUUACAGAGCCCUUAUUACAGGGACAAUCCCCCUGGAGCAACCUGGACUUAAGUGCCUUGCUCAAGGACACAAUGGUGGUGGCUGUAGGGAUCGAACCAGCGACCUUCUGAUUAACAGUUAUGUGCUUUAGCCCACUACGCCACCACCGCUGUUUCAAGUUGAAAGGAGUUUAAGUGAGUUUUGAGAGUUAAGAUUCAAUAGGCCCUCUUGCAGACUUUGGAGAUGAUGUUGAUUAAAACAAUCUGAGAAGGUUAUAGCUGCAGGCAGAGCUCCAAAAAAGGUGUGGGAGCUCCAAACCGCCAUUAAAGAUAUAGGGAGCCCCUAACCGAACUCUUUCCCUUUCCUUAACUGUGAGUGGAAGUGCAACUCCCAUUUAGAGUAAUCACACCCCUUUUAGAGUAACUCCACCCUCUUUUGGAGAUCCUGUCCCCAUUUGUAGGUCUCCGGCCUAAUUAUAGACACACACAAAAACAAUCACACAUCCAGCAACGUCAGAUAACCACCUAAUUUCUCCAUAAACUAAUUUAAUUUCCCUAGUCUUCUAAAUGACCCUACUUCAAAGGCCGCCAACCUCCCCAUCUCAGAGCACCACUCCAGCUGACCUCCAACCCCUUAAAAUAAUCUUAGUACCCAAAUCUUUGUGUCUAUUCUCAGCAUAGAUGACUGCCCCAUCAGCCAGAAUACAGAAUCUGGGGCAAAAUGAAACCAGAGUGCCCAAUACAUCACACACAAGACUGAACCUUCAACACAAACUCCUGGAUCUUAACACCCCCCAAAAGACAUGGGUUAUGUCUCCAUCCUCUGAUUAGACAUUAGUGUCUUUUAGACCAAGCCAAUACAAUCUUGAGGGGAUCCAAAAUAAUCUAUGUAAAAUCUUGAAGUGUAUAAGGCACACACUUGCUUCUCUAGAUGCAAACUUUUUUAGAAUCCUAGCCUUUCUCUCCAAUACCAAGUAUAAAUCUUUCCUCUAAUCCCUUGAGAGAAGUUGAAGCUCCGUCCCCCAGACUCUGAAUUAGCAGGGAGUAAUACACUGCCUCAUGACCUUUUCCAAAAGCCGUAAUCACCACUCCCAGAGUAUCUGCUGCUUUAGGGGUGUGUGUGCUACUCCCAAAACUAGUACAGAGCAAGUGGCGCAGCUAUAAAUACCUAAAGAACUGAGAUCUGGGAAUCCCAAAAUGUUGAACCAGAUUUUCAAAGGAUUUCAACACUCCGCUCUCAUACAAGUUACCAAGUGUAUUAACCUCCCUCACAAUCCACUCUGACCAGCAGAAAGGGUACUUAUUAAUACAUAAUUUGCGGUUCAGCCAUAAGCUUGGGAUAACAUUUAAAUGUCCGAAUUAAACACUCUGGACACUUUUGUCCAUACCGAGUGUAAAUGCGAGAUAACUGGGUGUAAUUUAACUUCUCCAGUUAGUUUGAUAGGCUUUGCAAUGGCGAAGUAGGGGCAAGAACUUCCUUUUCAAUACAAAACCAGGAAGGGGCUCUCUCAGGUGAAAGCGACCAAUGAGCCAAAUGUCUGCGACCGAACGCAUAAUAAAACUAAACUAUAGGGAGUGACUGUAGCAGGUAGUUCAUUUUAAUAAUAUUAACCUUCCCAAUCAUCGAUAAAUGUAACUAAUCCCACAUCGCUCAAACCUUUUAUUAAAGGGUCAAAAUUAACUAACUAAAUCACACACAUUUACUGGGAAUAAAAUAUCCAAAUGCAUAUUUCCCUGUUUGGGCCACUGAAAGGUACCCGGGUGAAAAUCCGUUAUCGGGCAGCACGCUGUCAGAGCCAAAGCUUCGGAUUUAGACCAAUUAACUCUGUAUCCCGAGAACUUAGAAAAGGAAUUAAUAAUUCUGUUACGGCAAGGCAUAGAUCUAGAAGGGUCAAAGACGAAUAAUAAAAUAUAAUCCGCGUGAAGCAGAAGCUUAUGAGCCACACCUCCCACCAUCACCCCUGGAAAAUCACUCCUUCCUGCUAAGUGCAACCCUGCCAGGUACCCCUAUCCAGAGUAAAAUAAUCUGAAAUUAAUACAUUUGUUUGUACCUCUGCUACAGAGUGUCUAUAAAGUAACUAUACCCAAACCCGUAUAUUUCCAAAAUCUUAAAAAUAUAAUCCAAUUCUACCAUAUCAAAUGCCUUUUCAGCGUCAAGUGAGAUGGCCAUGACCGUAGUCUGAUCAUUUGUCACUGACAACAUAAUAUUGAUGAAACGCCUAAUGUUAUCAGAAGAGCUGCAGCCCAGAAUAAACCCACCUGCUCUGUAUGUAUAAGAGAUGUGAUAACUUAAUCGGUUAGCCAGAAUUUUUGACAAUAUUUUUUACAUCUAGCUGGAUCAGGGAAAUUGGAUGGGAACUCUUACACUCACUUGGAUCUUUGUCCUUUUUAAGAAUCAGACUAAUCCGGGCUUGUGUUGAUAUGAUUUCAUUUUUUCCAUAUGUGGAAACACCUCUAAACUCACCAGGGUGUGAGCUGAGACUUAAGAUGUUUCCAAUUGAGCAAUUCACAACCGAUGCAAUGAGGGACUUGGAUAUAUUUAAAUAAAUCUAUUCUAGAAUAAAUUUUAUGUACUGAUGAAAAAACCAGAUGGGUUCAAAAGUUUCCUAAUAUCUGUAAGACAAAGAUUUUUACACAGCAUGUGAUGCGUCAAUGUUGCUCUAGGGAUCUUACACACUUCAUUAUGAUCAAGGACUGAGUCCAUCAAUAGAAUAAAGUCUCCUCCCAAUAUUAUAUAAUGUGGGGUGCCAGCGGCUUUGUUAUUGAAGACAACGUGUGCAAUUUGUAGUAUUUGGAAUAAGCCAAAGGAGAUACUGAGCAUAGAUCAUCAUCUUUAGGUGUGUAAAUAUUGGCCAAAAUCAACCUUUACCCCUGAAUUUCUGAUAAAGCAAUAAUGACACUUCCUAAUUUAUCUUUAAUCUGUUAAACUGUUUAAUCCGUUAAACAAACUCCAGCCACAAGGCGGAACCAGCACAAAAAGAACCAAAAAAGGCACCCAAUUUCCUUGGAGAAUCAAGUGAAUGUUCUGUGAGUCAGACUUACUCGGGUGUUACAUGAGUGCAAAAAGAAUGCCCUAUUCACUCAAACGUUUUGCAAGAAAUAUUCCACAGAACAAACUCCAACUAAUAGGAGGCGUAAGAACAAAGAAUGUGCAGAUUCAUCCACAAAUGAAUCUGCACAUUCAUCUCCUGAAUUAGUGUUUUUCUUUUUUUUUUUUGGAGUGUUACUGCACAAAACAUACUCCAGAACAAAGCAAAGAAGGUGCUUAGUUCCUCGAACGAUCAAGUGAAUGUUCAUUGAGUCAGGUCCACUCGGCUGCAUAGAAAGUAUCAAACAAUGACCUACUCAUUCCAUUGACUUUAUGAAGGACAUUGCUUGCUGUGGCAUGUAAAUAUUUUGUGGCCAUCCUUGGUAUCUAUUCUCAAUUUAGCCGGGGUCAUCAGUUUAAAAGCAACCUUCCCUUGAUGUAAGAGUUUCUUGCACUCCUUGAAUCGAUCAUGUAUCUCUCGUUGAAUUCACAAAGCCUGGGAACAAGAAACAAGAAAGUGGUUCUUCCAAGAAAGCCUUCCUUUACUCCUUGCCUCACGUAACACAAGAUCUUUAUCAGAUGAUUUCAGAAAUUUGGCCAGAAUUGAUCGGGGCCUGUCUUCCUCAGCGGAUCUCCGAGCCAUAACCCUGUGAGCUCAAUCGAUUUCCAUCUCAUGGCCUGUUAUGUCGAGCAGACUCUGGAAGAGCUUGUCUUGGAAUUUCACCAUAUCUUGGCAUUCUUCGUUCUCAGGAAUUCCAACAAUUCGGACGUUGUUUCGCCGGCUACGAUUCUCUAAGUCUUCUAACUUUUCCAAAACACGCUCCAAGUCUAUCUUGGUCGCUAGCGGGUUAGCAGCUAAUUCCCCCUCCAAUGACUCCAGAUAAUCGAUCUGUUUCUUAAUGUCCGACACUCUUGUAACCACCUCAGAGAAUUUCUUCUCCAUGGCAGUGAUCGAUCGACGUAAUACAGCCAGAUCCUCCUAGUCAGCUAUGACCUUCGCCAGCAUUGCCGAGAUGCUCGACAGUUGAUGGCGAAUCUCUCCUGCCGCACCGUCCAAACAGAGUCCCUAGUCUGCGGCCCUGACAGGGGUAUCAGCUUGAGCAUGUAAGUGUCUUUUAAUGUCUCCAGAGCCUGAGACCUUAUUUUACAUAUAGUCUUCAAAGAACAGUUAUGGUUCAGGGUGUAUAUAAUCUCACCGGUUUAUCACAUAAAAAGUAUUAAAAACCAGCAAAGUGCGCAGAUUUGCCAUUCACACUUCCUAAACUUGCAUGGCGCCAUGCGACUCCAGUUUUGGUAAUAUUAAAGUAAAAAAAAAAAUUCUCAGCCCUGUUGACAAGCCCUUCUGUCCAACAUCUCCUUUUAUGUUCCAUUGAAGAAGAAAAAAAAAGUCAUAAGGGUUUGAAACAACAUGAAAGUAAAUGAUGAAUUGUCAUUUGGGGUGAACUAUCCCUUUAGGUUAUAUAGGCAAACUUGUUCAUAUGACUAAGAGGUUGAGAUCAAGGCGUCCUGUUUGGUAUACCUGCUUUCAGUUUUUUCUCAAACUUUGGCUUCUGCUGGAUUGGUGACUAAAGCAUGGUGCAUGUUAUGUUCCUCUGAGUAACUUGUGAAAAUGCUUAUUUCCAUGUGUAAGAAAGACCAAGAACCACAUUAAUCCAUGUGCCAGUAUUUUUUCUUUAAUGUACUUUUAGCCUGCUCUUGGAUCAAGCUCGAGAACCUCACAGUCUCUGCUAUUACGUUCUUAUUUUCAUUAUUUGCUAUUUAUUUUGCUUAGCAGAUAUUAAAUUAAAUUUUUAUUUAAUUCAGAAGAUAUUUUAUUUACACAUUUCAUAUUUCUGAAUGAAUAUACUGUUCACUAUAGGUAGGCCUACUUUGAGUGUGUUAGAUGUCAUUUUAAAAAGACUAUAAAGGUUUUAAAAUGUAACGUACUGUAUGAUGAAUGUUCAGACUGCACAAUGUUGUAUAUUGAGGAAAACAACGGUCAGCUUGACAACUGACAUGGCAUAAUAUUUUACCCAUGCUUGAUAUGUUAAGCAUCUAGAACUGUUCUUUUGAAUAACUAAAUAUGAUAAAUUAGAUUAUGAAAAUGUGCAGUUAGUUUUCAAUUGAUUUUUUUUAUUUUAUUUUUACUUCACAACAGGAGAGUUUGGAAUUAGGUUAUGAAAAUCAGAUUUGAUCAACGUAUUAAGUUCCCAUCAUUGUUUGCUUUAUGUAUUUUUUUUUAUUUUUAUGCUGCAACGUAUGCCAUUUUACUAGAUUAUUUGUCUGCUUACAGUUGCCUUGUGAUUUCUUUGUGACCCGCACUUUGGUUAAGAGUCUUUGGUGAACAUAAACAUUAUUUAUUAUGAUCUGCUGCUUGAAGAAAUUAUAAAUUGUAUAAAGAAUGACCUUUUUGUGGAUUAGUUUUUUCAUUUUGCUUUGAUGUAAGUGUGCACCCUGACAAUAAAAAAACAAUGUUC